Erpetoichthys calabaricus (reedfish) is the source of this 1054-nucleotide messenger RNA. It is a transcript of the gene rpp21, whose product is annotated as ribonuclease P 21 subunit. The transcript has 5 exons. Gene Ontology annotation, biological process: tRNA processing. Gene Ontology annotation, cellular component: nucleolar ribonuclease P complex. The coding region runs from base 74 to 502 and encodes 142 amino acids. The record is from RefSeq and is a predicted model, not a curated record. NCBI's taxonomy places the organism in Eukaryota, Metazoa, Chordata, Cladistia, Polypteriformes, Polypteridae.
ACGCCAGUAGGAAGACACAAACUCAGUCUGUGCUGGGUACGGCUGCUGGCUGUGGCGCUUGUGGAAGAUAAGUAUGGCUACUAAUGUUAAGGAUAAAGACGCGUAUCUAAGGCUCAACUUUCUUUACCAGGCAGCUCACUGUGUCCUGGCUACAAAUCCUGAGAAUGUAGAGCUAGCACGUUUCUACUGUCACACAGAAAAGAACAUUUCUAAGCGCCUUGUCCUGAGACAGGAUCCCUCUGUGAAAAGAACCAUUUGUAAGAAAUGCUGCUCUCUGCUGGUUCCUGGUGUGACUGCAACAGUGCGACAGAGAAAGUGUAGACAACGGCAGCGAAAAACUGUGGUGCGGUGCCUUUCCUGUGGGAAAACGAAGCAAUUCCUCAAUAAUCCCAGUUAUGUCCUAUGGGGGGAUCGACCCGAGUCCCAGCCACAGUAUCCGCAGAGUCAAUCAAAACAAGUGGCCACCCAGAAACCACCAGUAAAUUCCAAAACUGCCCGCUGAAGAUAAAUAGCUUUAUGGCUGAAUCUUUUUUAAUGCAAGACUCUGAACAUGACACAAUCAAAUUUUUUGUGUGUUUGUUAGAUUGCUUCUCACCAUGUUUAUUUUAUAAUUUGGUCACAACUGAAAAAGAUGAUCCUGACUAAAUAAGCAGUGCCCAUCCAUUGUAAUUUUAGAUUUCAAAACAAAAUAGAAUUUUAUCACAAUAUGUUAUCAAAUGUUUAUUUUUCUUAUAACACUGCUGUGAAUUGUGUAGCAGAACAUGGUAGACUUCCAUCAAUAUUUGAGUCAUUUUUUUUUUAGAUGUUCUUAAAGUGCUUAUGUGAAUAUAUAACCAUUAACUCUGUGACAUGGGUAAUAAAAAUAGUUUAUUCUCCUAUCAGGCUACCUGUGCGGAGGACUAGUAUUGCCAAAGGAGGAUAUUUAGCCAUCAUUCUGCUGUAUUUUAUCCUGAUCUGUCGGUAUACAAAUGCUGUUUCAACUGAAGAUGAAAUCUGUUUUCACUCCUGUAUUCUUUUUUUAUUUUACAGGAAAUUAAAGUAAGUUGGUCUAUUA